AUGGCACACUCAUUUGCAAGUGCUGGUCAUCCAAACCCUUUGAUCGAAAAAGUGACUCAGUUGAUUGCUGGUUUAGAAACAUACGCUUAUUUCCAUAAAGAUAAAACUAAUCCUUUCAACAAUCAUGACAAUAAAAAAUCUAAUGAAUCAUUGAAAAUUGUAUACCUAUUACAUGGUAGAACUUCAAGUGCUGCUAUAAUUGAAGAAUUAGCUCAUGAUUUGAUCACCAAGUAUUAUAAAAUCUCACAAGAUAAUAUCGAACCAAUUGUUAUCAUAACUUUUGAUUUUAGAAAUCAUGGUAAAAGAUUAAUAAAUGAACUAAAUCAACAAAGUUGGAAUAAAGGUAAUAUAACUCAUGCUGCUGAUAUGAUAUCAUAUAUAGAUGGUGCUGUUGUGGAAUUAAAAACUAUUCAUGAUUACUUACCUUCAUUCGUCCCAGGUUUAAACAAAUUUAAACAAACUCGUUAUAUAGUUAGUGGUGUCUCAAUGGGUGGUCACACAACUAUUCAAUCUGUCACCAGAUUCCCUGGGGUUUAUGAUGGUGCCGCUCCAAUAGUUGGGUGUUUUGAUCUAAGUUCAUUAUUAUUGAACAGAUUGGGGAAGUUCAAUAGAAAGACAUUAUAUAAUGAAUCUUAUGGUAUUCUUCAAAAAAAUUUUGAUCAGGAAAAAUAUCCAAGAUCUUUAUUUGAUAUCGUUUCUAAAAAUGAUGCAUUAGUGGCACAUACUUAUGAUACCAAAAAGCUUAAAACUUUUGCAUUAUUUGGUGAAUUUGAUCCAUUAGUAUUAAUGGAUUAUUCUAUUCCAUUCUUGAACCUCCAUGAUACUGAUGUGAAAACAAGGGAUCAAUUUAAUCCAUCUCUACAAUUCCAAGCUUUAAAAUAUAAUGCUGAACAUGAAGUCACUGACGAUAUGACUGAUGAUUUAUCUAAAUGGUUAGUUGAAUUUUGA
Messenger RNA from Hansenula ciferrii, 948 nucleotides. RefSeq names its product alpha/beta hydrolase family protein. The record is from RefSeq and is a predicted model, not a curated record. The transcript has a single exon. NCBI's taxonomy places the organism in Eukaryota, Fungi, Ascomycota, Saccharomycetes, Phaffomycetales, Wickerhamomycetaceae. Bases 1 to 948 code for a protein of 315 amino acids.